Messenger RNA from Nicotiana tabacum (common tobacco), 1401 nucleotides. Its product is annotated as F-box protein PP2-A13-like. NCBI's taxonomy places the organism in Eukaryota, Viridiplantae, Streptophyta, Magnoliopsida, Solanales, Solanaceae. The record is from RefSeq and is a predicted model, not a curated record. Gene Ontology annotation, molecular function: protein binding.
CAUACUAUCUUUAUACUUUCUCCCUUUUCCAGUUUCUUUUAGUACUACUAGUUCUUUUUCCCUUGUUCUUUACUCAAUUUUUGAUACCAUUCCAAUUAGUAGCUUUUACUUAAUCUAUAUUUUCUUCUCAUAAAAGCCCGGCCUCUUUAUGAUCCCAUUCUAGUACUUAGUUUUAUUUGCUAUAUUUGCAUAUGGGGGCUGGAUUUUCUAGCUUAGAGGAUCGUGAGAAAUUAGCAAGUGAUGGUUCCUCAAAGCCUGGCCUUGAAGAUUUGCCAGAGAGCUGCAUAGCUUUGGUCCUUACGCACCUCGACCCCAUUGAGAUCUGUAAAUUUGCUAGCUUGAAUACAACAUUUCGUCAAGCUUCCUUGACUGAUUAUGUAUGGGAAACAAAGUUGCCUGAAAAUUUUCAAUUUCUUGUGGAAAACCUCUGGGACGAAGAUUCAUGUUCCGACAGCUUAACCAAGAAAGAGAUAUUUGCCAGGUUAUGUCGUCCGAAUCACUUUGGCAGCAGCAACAAGGCGUUUUGGCUGGAAAAGAAUAGAGGGGUAUGUGUGUGUAUAUCGUGGAAGGAUAUGAAGAUAACAGGCAUAGAAGACCGGAGAUAUUGGAGCCAUAUCUCUUCUGAUGAAUCAAGAUUCGGUACAGUUGCAUUUCUUAAACAAAUAUGGUGGGUAGAAGUGGAAGGAAACCUCGAAUUCGAAUUCCCAGUAGGGAAUUACAGCCUAUUCUUUCGUCUGCAGCUGGGAAAAAAUUCGAGAAAAAUACUAGGCCGACGAAUCUGCAAUGUUGAACAAGUCCAUGGCUGGAAUAUCAAACCGGUGCAGUUUCAAUUAUCAUCAUCAAAUGGUCAACAUGCCACUGCACAGUAUUUUUUGAAUGAGCCAGGAAAAUGGAUACAAUAUCAUGUGGGAGAUUUUGUGGUGGAAAAUUCUACCAUGCCAACAAAGUUAAACUUCUCAAUGGCUCAAAUUGAUUGCACCCACACGAAAGGUGGUCUUUCCUUAGACUCUGUGCUCAUUCUCCCUGCUGAGAUUGGAUCAAGAAAAGUAGGUUAAUGUAAAUUGUAGGUACAGAAGUAACGUACCGAAGGUGCGGUGUAGCGAUUAUUAAAGUGUGAAAAUCAUGGCGGAAAUGGGGUUUGAAAUCUCAACAGAGACGAAAAAAAUGGGGUUUGAAAUUUCAGUAGAGAUGAAAAAAGGGUAGGUGAUUUCUUCCUAUUUAAUUUGUUGCCAUGAUUUAAUCGGUAGCUAUUAAAAAGUUGUCUCAUUCAGUACAUAGUAUGUUGCUCCCGAAACUACCGUUAUUUAAUUUUAGAAAAAAUGUAAUCAUGUGAGUAGGUCUUGUUUAUAAAUUCUAGUCAACUAUCACAUGUUGCAGAUGAAAAUAAGUUUUUUUUGCUUC